UCUCUCCCCUCCAUCUCUCUCUCUGUCUCUGUCUCUCCCCUCCAUCUCUCUCGCUGUCUCUCUCUGUCUCCUCACCCUUCCAUCCUCCAGUAUGAUGAUGAGGAGAGAUCGUCUGCUCCUAGCUGUGACCCUCACAGCCAUUUUUGCCGCUGACCUCUACUUCGUCCUGGUCCCCAAGCUCCGCCACAGACAACCAGGACCAGCGGAUGGAGGCUGCCUCUGUCCCUCCUCCAGGGGGACUAACUUCACCCUUGCUGUGUACAGUGGCCUCACCACCCCCUGGUUCUCCAACACCACCUCCGUAGACCUCCAGGGUAAGGGGGUCGAAGCUACGGACGACUCCACAGAUUGGGGCUCGAAGCUGGGGAGGCUGUUUGCUCACCCCCUGUAUAACAUUCAGACACCGGAGCUCGGGCUGGAAGAGAGACUGAUGCAGUCUGAAGAGCUAAUGGAGUAUUACAGGAGGAAGGUCUCGCGCUGGGAGAGGCAUAUGAAGCUGUACAGCAAGGCUGCGGCAGCCCUCAACGUGACAAUGCUGGAACACCAGGUGACCUUUGACCCUGAGGCCAGCUGGCUGAAGUUCCACCUGGGCAUCAACCGCUAUGCCCUGUACGCCCGUGACAACCCCGCCAUCACCCGCCUGCUACAAGACAUGCAGGCCACCACUGUCAUCAGCGCAGAUUACACUCAAGAUGAAAAGGCCCUCAAAGGAGCGUGUGACUGUACCCAGGUGGUAAAGCCCAGUGGACACCACCUCAAGCUGGCCCUGAAGAUGCAGAACUUUGGCAAGGCCAUGUUCAAACCCAUGAGACAGCAGAGAGACCAGGAGACUCCUGAUGAUGUGUUCUACUUUGUCGACUUCCAGAGACACAACGCUGAGAUUGCUGCUUUUCACCUGGACAGAAUCCUGGACUUCCGGAGGGUACCGCCGGUGGUGGGCAGGCUGGUGAACGUAACGGGGGAGAUUCUCCUGACCACUCACAACGAGGACCUAAGGAGUGUGUUCUUUACCUCUCCAGCGAACAACACCUGUUUCUUUGCCAAGUGUCUGUACGUGUGUAAGACAGAGUACGCUGUGUGUGGGAACCCUGACCUGCUGGAGGGCUCCAUGUCUGCCUACCUCCCCGGUCUCAGCAUCGCCCCUCGCAUCUCCAUCCCCAACCCCUGGAUACGAUCAUACACCUUCACUGGCAGGGAGGAGUGGGAGGUGAACCCCUUCUACUGUGACACCAUAAAGCAGCUGUAUCCCUACAACUCAGGGAACAGGUUGCUCAACAUCAUAGACAUGGCCAUCUUUGACUUCCUCAUUGGUAACAUGGAUAGGCAUCAUUAUGAGAUCUUCACUAAGUUUGGCGAUGAAGGUUUCCUUCUUCACUUUGACAACGCCAAAGGGUUUGGGAAGCAUUCUCAUGAUGAGAUGUCCAUACUGGCUCCACUGUCACAGUGCUGCAUUAUAAAGCAUUCCACGUUGCUGCGGCUGCAGCUCCUCUCACAGGACCACUAUAGGCUCAGUGACGUGAUGAGGGAAUCCCUGGGAGGAGACGCACUGCAGCCGGUUCUCGCUGAGCCCCACCUGCAGGCCCUAGACCGCCGGCUGCACCGCGUCCUGAAGACAGUCCACAGGUGUUUCCGCAGGCUGGGAGAAGCUCAGGCAUUGCACCCUCUCUGGAGAUCCCCUCUGCCUUGCAGUGCAUUGAAAUGGACCUACAGUAUGACUGCAUCCAAUGAGCCAAAUUACUGUGGAAGAAGCACUGGAUAAUAUCCACAUUAGACUGUGAAUAGGUGUCUGUCUGACUGUCUCAUCAGGAAGUGUCCGUCUGUCUCAUCAGGUGACUGUCUGUCUGUCUGUCUCAUCAGGAGGUGUCCGUCUGACUGUCUGCCUCAACAGGAGGUAUCUGUAUGUCUGUCUCAUCAGGAGGUGGCCGUCUGACUGUCUCAUCAGGAUGUGUCAGCCCUUUAAGUGCUUUCACAACACCAAGCCAACCAUAACACACCCUGACGUAGAUACCCCCUCAUCACAGCUACAGUACUGUAUGAGGACGUGCAACUUAUCAUGUCACCACCAGCUAUACUUUGUUCUAACUAGUCUGAAUCAAAGCUUUGUCUUCAAAUAACGUUCUGUUGGAUGCCAUUUCAUCUCAACAUGUCUGGACCUUUUGCUCUGAGCUGUUCUCAUUGUUGUCCUGACUACAAAUCCAUGGCAUCCUGAUGUUUUAGAAGAGAGGGAGAAAAACCACUACUAUUUUAAAGAGUAAAGUGAAAUCACCCCAAAUGAAGUUUGGAUUCUGUCCAACACUACUGGAUGGAGCUUAUGUUUGGCCGUUUUAUAAGGUGUCAGCAACAAUAAAGGCUCUGUGACUGAUCUUAACUACA
Messenger RNA from Coregonus clupeaformis (lake whitefish), 2373 nucleotides. RefSeq names its product pseudokinase FAM20A. NCBI's taxonomy places the organism in Eukaryota, Metazoa, Chordata, Actinopteri, Salmoniformes, Salmonidae. Gene Ontology annotation, cellular component: Golgi apparatus. The transcript has 14 exons. The record is from RefSeq and is a predicted model, not a curated record. Gene Ontology annotation, molecular function: protein serine/threonine kinase activator activity. Bases 92 to 1759 code for a protein of 555 amino acids.